This is a messenger RNA of Eremothecium cymbalariae DBVPG#7215, 672 nucleotides long. It is a transcript of the gene HOP2, whose product is annotated as Hop2p. Gene Ontology annotation, cellular component: condensed nuclear chromosome; DNA recombinase auxiliary factor complex. Gene Ontology annotation, biological process: meiotic strand invasion involved in reciprocal meiotic recombination; homologous chromosome pairing at meiosis; meiotic joint molecule formation. The record is from RefSeq and is a predicted model, not a curated record. Gene Ontology annotation, molecular function: recombinase activator activity; double-stranded DNA binding. Bases 1 to 672 code for a protein of 223 amino acids. NCBI's taxonomy places the organism in Eukaryota, Fungi, Ascomycota, Saccharomycetes, Saccharomycetales, Saccharomycetaceae. The transcript is spliced from 2 exons.
AUGCCUCCUAAAAAAGCCGAAAAAGUCCCACAAUUAAAAGGAGCUGAGGCUGAAGACCUAAUUGAAAAUUAUCUUGUGGAACAAUAUAGGCCAUUUGCUGUGAAUGAUAUCGUUCAAAACCUACAUAAUAAGGUUUCAAAAACAAACGCCACUAAGGCACUUGACGCUUUGGUCGCCCAGGACAGGAUUAUUUGUAAGUUAUUUGGUAAAGCAGCCAUUUAUGUAUGCAAAGAACAACCGUUGGUUAUUCCGGAUGGUGUUGAAGAAAAGGAUAUUACUAUCGAAGCUGUUAACCAAUUACGGGAAGAAUGUGGUGCAUUGAAUAAUGAUGUUAAUGAAUGGCAGGGGCAACUUAACCAAUGUAUUAAGGACCCCAGCAAUAAAGAACUUUUGGAACUCAUUGCCCACCGAAAGCAAGAAAUCCAGGAAACUAAAGAAAAGCUUGAUAAGUUGGAGAAAGAAUCUAAACCAGAAAAUACGGAAAUGGGUAUGAUACUGAUGAAACAUGACAAGGUUAUUGACAAGGCCAUCAAGCAACGAAGAAGAAUUAUGUUCGAAGCCGUAUCUUUGGUGUCUAUGGCCCAGGGCCUAUCUAAUCAAAAGGCUAAAGAUGAAUAUUUGGUAUGUGUAGUUGGACAUUUUCAUCUUUUUUGUUUACAAAGGGUUUACUAA